UUGAAGCAGCAACACUUUCAAAGGGGCACUCCUGCUGAGAGGGGAUUGGUGCAGGCCAGAAAAAUCCUUUCCAGCAACAACAACAGCAUCCCUGCCAACUUGAGGCACAUUGAUGACAUGUCCAGGAUCAUCAGGAAAGUUGACAUAGUGCCCAGAGGGACUGAGUGUGGCAACUCUGAAUGUUGCACAUCCAAAAAGUCAACAAGGCUCAAGUCGUGUCCAGCAAAAAAGUGCAAAAAGAAGAAGAAGAAGAAGGCAAGCAAGAAAAAGCCCAUUUCCACAUCCCCUAAGAGUUCAACUGAUGGUGUUGGUCUGGAAAAAUACAAAAUGCUCCACCCAGCUGUGCAAAUCAGGGAAAUGCUCAUCCCAAAAAUCAUCAGUCACCGUGAAAAAGGCACUGCUGCAAGGAAUAAAAGGAACUCCACAAAAAAUGAACUGUCUGAAAUUCUUGGCUCAGAGCAUUCUGAAAGAUUUGCCUCCAGGAAUGUCUCAGAAAGUGUGGAAUCUUCAACAACUGUGAGCCCCUUGAUGGAGCCACUCACAGUAAAGCCAGCAUUGGAAUCCUUCACAUCUGCUCCUCCUGUUCAAGUAGCAACCAUUGAAACCAACAAUUCCCAGAGCUUGAGCAUCCUGCAGACAAUUCUUGAAGCAAUACAGGAAAAGUUCAAGAAUAGCAAUGACACUGAUGAAAACAGUCCACUGGGGAAGCUUGGAAAGAUUCUGGGACUGAUAAAGGUCAACAGAACCUCAGAAGAUAACAAGAGCAGCAGCAAUACUUCCCAAAUCAUGGAGGCAAAUACCACUAUGGUAUCCAACAACAAUGACACAUCAGCACUCAGGGACUACGAUACCAAUACCCAGAAUUUUCUGAGACAAGACAUCAAUAAGCCUCCUGACAACAAUACCAAGCCUGUCUCAUGCAACAGAGACAGCAAUUCACAGAACAAGAAACCAACAUGUUCAGAAUGUGCAGCUCUUAUUAAGAAAUACAGAGAUGAAAACCCUCAUCCACAUGUUGUGGUCUGUCCCAAGUGCUCACAGAUAUCUGAAUGAUCCAUGUGUCUGAAAUAAACCUGAUGAUGCUGCUGCUGCCUCCAAACUUCU
This is a messenger RNA of Notodromas monacha, 1104 nucleotides long. NCBI's taxonomy places the organism in Eukaryota, Metazoa, Arthropoda, Ostracoda, Podocopida, Cyprididae. The record is from the annotation of a GenBank genome assembly.